GUAGACACAGUGGCUCUUUGACGGCAAGCACACGCCUUCACUGGCAAUACUCAGCUCCCUCUCACGAGGGUCUAUAAAUACUCUUGCAUUCCCCAAGAGCCACAGCAACUACUUCUCUCUGUCCAUCAUCGAACUGCAAUUUAAAACUCACCUGUCUCUGGAACAACAAUGUCACGACGAGCAAUGAGCUUGCAUGGAGGCACUGGGGGCCCCCGCAUUGCUAGUUCUUCCUCCACCCAUCUCUUCAGUAGUUCUGGAGCAGCAAUAGGAUCAGGUCUAUCUGCUGGACUUGGUCCUGGAAGCAGACCACUUUUACUUGGUGGUGGCUCCAGUACUGAUCGCAUUGGUUUUGCUGGGUUUGAUGGCAACAGUGGAUUCCUUGUUGGUCUUGGCAGUUUUUUUGAAGGCAGUGGUGCUGGUAGUAAUUUUAGUGCCGGACAUGACAAAGCCACCAUGCAAAACCUCAAUGACCGUUUGGCUGCCUAUUUGGAAAAAGUACGUUCCCUUGAGAUUACUAAUGGUCAACUUGAACAGAAAAUCCGAGACUGGCACAGCUCAUCUUUUGGGGGUCAGGCCAAGGACUAUUCUCCAUAUUUCAAGACCAUCUCUGAGCUGCAAGACAAGAUCUUUGCUGUCAGUAUGGACAACUCCAGAAUCCUUAUGCAAAUUGAUAAUACUAAGCUAGCUACUAACGACUUCCAUGUCAAGUAUGAGCAUGAGAUGGCAAUGAGGAAAUCUGUGGAGGCAGACAUAGCUGGUCUCCGCAAGCUCUUAGAUGAAAUGACCUUGGUCAGAGCUGACCUGGAGAUGCAAAUUGAAGGCCUGAAGGAGGAGCUCAUCUAUCUAAAGAAUAAUCACAAGGAGGAAAUGAAAUCUCUGUGCAGCUCGGUGUCUGGCUCUGUCAAUGUGGAGGUGGAUGCUGCUCCACAGGAAGACUUGGCCAAAGUACUUGAAGACAUGAGGGCACAGUAUGAAACCUUUGCAGGAAAGAACCACCGUGAUAUGGAGAACUGGUACAAGAACAAGUCUGAUGACUUGAACAAGCAAGUGACCAUGGAAACAGAAGCCCUCCAGACAUCAAAGACUGAGAUUGGUAGCCUGAAGAAGACCCUCCACACUCUGGAGAUUGAACUGCAGUCUCUGCUUAGUACAAAAGCAGCACUUGAUAAAACUCUUGCUGAAACUAACGGCCAGUAUGGUGCACAGCUUAUUCAAUUACAAGACAUAAUAAACAAACUGGAAGGUGAACUGGUACAGGUCAGGCAAGACAUGGAGCGUCAGGGCAAUGAGUACAAGAUGUUGCUGAAUGUAAAGACAAGGCUGGAGAUGGAGAUUGCAGAGUACCGGCGCCUGCUGGAAGGAGAGCACAUGGGAAAAAGCUCAACAGGUGGAACAGGAGAAAGAGAAGAUGGUUUUGGAUCAAGGCAAGCAGGAGCUGGUUUGGGAUCAGGAGGAGCAAAAGGUGGUUUUGGAUCAGGAGGAGUAGGAACUGAUCUUAGAACAGGAAGAGCAGGAGAAGAUCUUAGAUCACGAAAAGCAGGAACUGGUUUGGGAUCAGAAGGAGCAAAAGGUGGUUUUGGAUCAGGAGGAGCACGAGAUGAUCGUAGAUCAGGAAAAGCAGGAACAGAAGUUGAAAAGGGUGGUUUUGGAUCAGGAGGAGCGCAAGAUGAUCUUAGACCAGGAAAAGCAGGAGCUGGUUUGGGAUCAGAAGGAGCAAAAGGUGGUUUUGGAUCAGGAGGAGCACAAGAUGAUCUUAGAUCAGGAAAAGCAGGAACUGGUUUGGGAUCAGAAGGAGAAAAGGGUGGUUUUGGAUCAGGAGGAGCACAAGAUGAUCUUAGAUCAGGAAAAGCAGGGGUUGGCUUGGGAUCAGAAGGAGCAAAAGGUGCUUUUAGAUCAGGAAGUGCAGGAGGUCGCAUUGGAUCAGGAGGAGCAGGAGAUGGCUUUGGACAAAAAAUCAGCAGUAGCUCUAUCUCUGGAUCAGAGGACAUGGCAGUCAACAGAUCUUCAACUACCACGGUGACAAAAUCAGAGCCUCUAAAACAAGAACCUCCAAAGCCUGAAACGCCAAGAGUACCCAUCCGAACCAGGAAAGUGACAAGACUGGUAGAAGACAUAGUGGAUGGAAAGGUGGUCAGCGUCCAUAAAGAGCAGUAUGAGGAGCCAAUGCCCUAGACGGACCUCAUGACACCCAGUUGUAAUGAUAGGUAGCAGGAGUGAGAAAGAUAAACAUUUUGCUCAUGUACUUCUCCCUAAUUUUCAUUUGAAUUGAACCAAAUAGUGCUGCUUUAUCAAAUAAACUAUCCUCAGAUUCUCCA
Molecule: messenger RNA, 2315 nt
Organism: Erpetoichthys calabaricus (reedfish)
Lineage: Eukaryota; Metazoa; Chordata; Cladistia; Polypteriformes; Polypteridae
Product: keratin, type I cytoskeletal 19-like
Exons: 8
Coding region: 169-2172 (667 amino acids)
Molecular function (GO): structural molecule activity
Source: RefSeq, a predicted model, not a curated record